Messenger RNA from Aureobasidium uvarum, 1521 nucleotides. Lineage: Eukaryota; Fungi; Ascomycota; Dothideomycetes; Dothideales; Saccotheciaceae. The record is from the annotation of a GenBank genome assembly.
AUGGCAUCAUCCGAUGGAGCGCCGCAAGGAGCGCCUCCUGCCGUCGAGCAGGUCAAGCAAGCAGCAAAGGAACAGCAGAUCGACCCCUACAACGUCAGCGGAGGUGUUGACGAGAAUGGAAACGUUACUGCCAUCGACUACGAGGCUCUCCGCGAGCGCUUCAACACACCCGCCCUGACCCAGGAGCAUCUGGAUCGCUUCGAGCGCGUCACUGGCAAGCCGCCGCACCGUCUGAUGCGCCGCAAGCUCUUCUUCAGCCACCGCGACUUUGACAAGAUCCUCGACUACUAUGAGAAAUACGGCUUCUUCCUGCUCUAUACCGGCCGCGGGCCCAGCUCUGGCUCCAUGCACUUGGGCCACGCCGUCCCCUUUCUCUUCACCAAGGAGUUGCAGGAGAUCUUCGACGUGCCCCUUGUCGUCAUGUUGACCGACGACGAGAAGUUCCUCUACACCCGCAACAAGAACCAGGGCAAGAUCACAAAGGGCGCUGCCCUCGGCGACUUCAUCGAGUACGCAAAACAAAACUGCAAGGACAUCAUUGCCCUGGGCUUCGACCUGAAGAAGACCUUCAUCUACACCGACUACGAGUACAUGGGCGGCCACUUCUACCAGAACAUCACCGAGUUCGAGGCUCUCCUCACAAACAACCAGAUCAGAGGUGCUAUGGGCUUCGACGGCAGCACAAAUAUCGGUCUCAACGCAUACGCCGCCAAGCAGUGCGUUGCUGCCUUUGCUUCCUCAUACCCUACCCUGUUCGGUGCUGGUGACUUCCGUGCUCCCAACUACGAAGAGGCUCGUCCCCGCAAGCACAUUGCCGCCAUCCCCACUCUGAUUCCAUGCGCCAUUGAUCAAGAGCCCUACUUCCGUCUCUUGCGCGAAAACUGCGACCGCAUGGAGUUCCCCGCUCCCAAGACCGCCCUCAUUCUGUCAAAGUUCUUGACUGCCCUGCAAGGUCCUGGCGGCAAGAUGUCUGCCAGUGAUCCCAACUCGGCCAUCUUCAUGUCCGAUACUUCUAAGCAAAUCGAGAAGAAGGUUAACCGUUUCGCCUUCUCCGGUGGCGGUGCCACAAAGGAGGACCACGAAAAGUAUGGUGGUAACCCCGACGUCGAUGUUGCAUACGCUUACCUCUCUUACUUCCUCGAGAGUGAUGACGAACUCAAGGAGAUUGAGCAGAGCUACCGCAAGGGUACUCUUUCUACUGGCGAGCUCAAGAAACGCUGUAUCCAAGAGCUGCAAAAGUUCGUCGAGGCCUUCCAGGAGCGCCGCUCAAAGGUCACCGACGAGAUCAUGCGCGAGUUCAUGACCCCUAGGAAGCUCGAGUUCAAGGGCAACCCCAACGCCACUGCUUCCAUCGAGGAGGCUGUUACCGAGAAGAAGCCCGAGGAGAAGCAAGAGAACACCUCCGGCAAGCUCACAAAGGGCGAACGUAAGGCUCUCAAGAUUGCCGAAAAGAAGGCCGAGAAGUUGGCUCUGAGAGAAAAGGGUCAAGAAGGAGAGGAGCCCAAGGCAGAAGAGGCAUAG